UCUGCAAACUGCGCAUUUGUAUUGAAAUCCGUGUUUGAGGAGGUCGAGCUCAUCAUAUUUACAUUUAGAAUAAAGGAUAUGAAUUAAUGAAUACUCUAACUAAUCUUACUUUGCACACGGUAUACCCAUCGAGCCAACUGCAUGUUAUUCAUAACGAAAUGCAGUCUGACAAACCAGUAACAAGCGGACUGUUUACGUGGUUUUGUAACCUGAUUGUGUGGUUUCGAUUUGUCAAGUCAGUGGGUGGAAACUGCGCUGCGCAUGUGUAUUGAAAUCCAUGGUUGCGAAGGUCGAGCUCAUCAUAUUUACAUUACGAAUAAAGGAAAGAUGAAUAUUCCAUUUCCUCUUAUUUUACAAUGCAGACAACCAUGUGAGAAGUGCAUAAGUAAUCUUCAAGUCAGCCCAAUAUUUGAAAUGUGUUCGUAACCUUGCAUAGUUAUGAAUAUCUGUACUACAGUAUAAAUAUUGUGUAAAGAUUGGAUGUCAAAUAUAUUGUUACUGUUCUCGUUACUGCAACGCUGGCGUAAAAAAUAAUAUUGACAAUGGAAAAAAGGUUUGAGACAAAAGAGGCCCAAAACUGGCUUAAAUGUAUGAUUGCAACAUAUGCGACCAGAGACGUAAUUGCACAAUUAGCCGAACUCGGAUUUAAAGCAUUUUACACGGAUUUACGACGGAAUAUGCUUGCAAAACACGGUAUACUUAAAACAACUACGUGUAGUUCGUGUAUUGAUCCCUCCAAACAGUGCCGCCUGUGUUCAGAAAUAGGUAAUCGCAUUUGGGUCUACCAUCGUUUUAAUAAGCCACAUUUAAAAGGCCCAUCAUGGAGCAAUACGGACAUUACAAAAUGGUGCAGUGAUUCAUGGGAGUUAGCGAAGUGUUACAUGCCUCCCACGGGUUACAAGAAUAAACCAAGUGCUGACAAAACAGAUUUCAACGGGAUAAUUGGUGCUUUAAUCAACUGUACAUGGAUGCAGAAUUACUUUACAGAUGAUCUUAGCCAGAAUACUAAUAUCUGCAUGAAGGCGCGAGAAAAAGUUAACGCACUACGGCACAUACAUGACACAAACAUAGAUGAAGGGGAAAUGAUCAGCCUCUUCGAUUGUCUUUUCAAUCUCCUUAAUGACCCUGCAUACCUGAACAGCUUUAAACCAGCAGUGGAAGCAAGAACAUACCUUACUCAGCUUCAGAACGAUAAACUGCUAUUGUCCGACACGUUGACAAAAUGCUACGAAGACCUCAAGGAAGAGUUUCGCAGAGACUUAAUACGAUUCUAUACAACGACGAAAACUACUGUGUCUGUUUCACCAAUACGUCAGGGUCAUGACAAAUCUAUCUGGGAUAUCUUUGUGUCACCGACAUUAAGUCACAUAAAACUACAAAAAAAUGGUUCUCGAAAGAAAACGGAAAACGCAAUAAAACAAUACAGAAACAUAUUUUUUAAAGAUGAAAAGCUGUGUAGUUGUGUGUUUAUUCAAGGAGAGCCCGGUAUAGGGAAAACAACGUUCCUUAAUAAACUUGCUCUUGAAUGGUGUGAUGCAGUUUCUGAACACAAUUCUAUUCACAAGGCUUCAUUUAGUGAUAUCGACACACUGAAUGGGUUCGAGUUUCUCUUUCACAUAUCACUGAGAGAUGCACUUGUUCAAAGUGAGGUGGUAGAAAUGAUUAAAACACAAAUUAUAGACACCAUUUACACUGGUGAUAAACGCGAAGUUGUCUUUCAGCUUGUACACAAAAUCCUGGCACGGGAGACUUGCCUCGUAUCUAUGGAUGGGUUGAACGAGUGGGUUGAUCCUUUUCAUAAAUAUGUUUCACCGUUAAUGGCAAGCUGUUUUACAAAGUGCGCUUCAUUAAUUACUACACGACCAUGGAAAAUGGCGGAUGAGCGAAUCAAGGAUUCUGAAAUUGAAAGACUUAUCGAAAUUGAAGGGAUAACUGAUCCGAGAGAGCUAACGGAGAACAUACUCAUCAGUUUUAACUCUGUCAAUCAAAAGUCACAGACUGAGUUCAUGGAAUACGUAAAUGAACGUCAAUUGAUGCAGUUUCUUAUUUCACCAUGGUUGCAGACAAUGUUAAUUAGCUUGUGGAUGAACAAUAGCGAUUUUAAAGGUUCAUUGUGUGAAAUAAAUUGUAUUCUACUUGACCUUAGUUUUAAAAAAGGGAAUGCAAAAGAAGGAUAUUUCAGAAAAGGAACUUGCUUUCCGUGCUUAUCAAAUACAAGCUUUAUUGAACCGCAUUGUGAGAUUUUAGACGCGCUUGCUAAUGCUGCAUUUCAUUUCACGUUUUCUUCACAAAAAUCCCUAGUGUUUUCCAAACGGGAAUUACUGGAUUUUAUGUCCAUAGAGCAACUACAAUUCUGCCUCGAUGCUGGCCUGUUGACGGUUAUGUUUAAGUCAGAAUUUUCGUUAAAUAGUCAACGAAUGUCAUUUGUACAUGAGACGGUCCAGGAAUUCCUAGCUGCAUAUUAUAUAGCAAUUUCACAGGCGGAUGUUAUAGAAAAUUUACUGAGCAAACAUAAAUGUAAUGUGUUAGAAAUGAGCCAGAUAAUUAUAUAUAUGUGCGGGCUUGCUUGUAAGAUAGCUAAUGAACUAAUAAACCGUCUGACUGACGGCGACUUCUUCAAUGACAUGAACCUUGCACUAAGCAGGUAUUUACAACAUUUUCAUAUUGAGAAAUUAGCAGCAUUUAAAACAGAUUAUAAAUCAAUAGAAAACAUUGGAAAAUUUCCAUAUGGUAAGAGGGACUUCGAUUUGCGUAUGUUAGCUGUAUCAUUCUUAUUCCAGCGCAUGAUGAUUACAGGUUUUAUUGAGGCUAAAGCCAGCGGUCAAAAGGAUAUUUGUUUGAAGUGCAGGGACUUUAUAUUCAAUGAAUAUCUCAACGAGUCUGAAUCAAACGCAUUACGUGCACUGUUAAUGUACAACACAUCCAAUGUCAGGACACUUAUUUUAGAAAGUAAUGUAUUGCAAAUAAGCGAAAUACUGAUCGUCCUUCAACAGUCAAGGGAUUGUCUUGAACGUGUUAAGGCCAGAGUCACUCCGGAAAUAUAUAAGGCAUUUUAUAAUUUAAACCUGAAAGAGCUGCAUUUUAUCGGAAGAAUCAACGUAUCUUUAAUAGCUGAUAUGCUUACCUCCCUGUCUAAAUUAAAGUAUUUAUACAUAGAAGAUUCAACUUUUCACGAAGAAUUCCCUAUCUCUGCCACUUUAAGAGGGUUAGAUUUGACGAAAAUUACUUUUACUGUCGAGUUUCUUCGAGGGUUACUAAAACAAUUAUCUUUAUUGAAAGACGAUUUUUAUUUAGAAAUGUGCGAUGUGAAUGUCGCCGAUUUUAAUAAACACAUUCUUCAAUCGGAACUAUUACCUAUUGACAUGUCAAAUAUCUUCAUUUUCGUGAAGCAGGGUAACAAUGACCUAUAUGGUUUGCUGAGUUGUUUACCUAUCGUGAACAUAUGGCUUAUGACGUCUGAAGAUGCUGCAUUAGCAUCGGAUAUUUUACCCACAUUUAGUAAACUAAAAACACUUUAUUUACGGGGGACCUUUAUGGGUCGAUGUGAUCUCCAGAUGCCUUCAUCAUUGAACUGUAUCAGUCUUCUGACAGGCGAAUGCACAUCUGAGUGGUUGUGCAGCUUGUUGAUCAAGCUUUCUGCAUUAGGUCAUCGUGUAAAUUGUGAGCUGUGGAACUUUGUAGUGCAAUCAAGGGGAGAAGACAGCGGUGCUGAUUUAGAUAAACAUGGAUCUAACAUAAGAUCUAAACUAUUGUCAUGUGACUUUUCAAAUUUUCAAAUAUUAGUAAAACCUGGCAGCAAAGAACUUUUUGAAAUAUUUCGUGACACAAGUAUAGGGAGCCUAACCUUGAAAACUGCUGAUUGUGUUUCACUAGCAUCAGACAUUCUUCCCACACUCAUUAAAUUAGAAAAGCUUUAUUUAUGGGGGACCUUUAUGGGUCGAUGUGAUCUCCAGAUGCCGUCAUCAUUGAACUGUAUCAGUCUUCAGACAGGCGAAUGCACAUCUGAGUGGCUGUGCAGCUUGUUGAUCAAGCUUUGUGCAUUAGAUCACCAUAUAGAAUGUGAGCUGUGGAACUUUGUAUUGCAAUCACAUAAAGAAGAAGGCGACGCUGAUUCAAAUAUACAUGAAUGUGACCUGCGUUCUAAACUAUUGGCAUGUGAUAUGUCCAAAAUUAAGAUAUUAGUAGAAAAUGGCAGCAAUGAACUGUUUGAAAUAUUUCGUGACACAAGUAUAGGGAUCCUAGACUUGAAAACGGCUGAUUGUGUUUCACUUAUAUCAGACAUUCUUCCCACACUCAUUAAAUUAGAAAAGCUUUAUUUAUGGGGGACCUUUAUGGGUCGAUGUGAUCUCCAGAUGCCUUCAUCAUUGAACUGUAUCAGUCUUCAGACAGGCCAAUGCACAUCUGAGUGGCUGUGCAGCUUGUUGAUCAAGCUUUGUGCAUUAGAUCAUCUUGUAAAGUGUGAGUUGUGUGACUUUGUAUUGCAAUCACAUGAAGAAGAAGGCGACGCUGAUUCGAAUAUACAUGAAUGUGACCUGCGUUCUAAACUAUUGGCAUGUAAUAUGUCUAAUAUUAAUGUAUUAGUAACAAAUGGCAGCAAUGAACUGUUUGAAAUAUUUCGUGACACAAGUAUAGGGAUACUAGACUUGAGAACUGCUGAUUGUGUUUCACUAACAUCAGACAUUCUUCCCACACUCAUUAAAUUAGAAAAGCUUUAUUUAUGGGGGACCUUUAUGGGUCGAUAUGAUCUCCAGAUGCCUUCAUCAUUGAACUGUAUCAGUCUUCAAACAGGCAAAUGCUCCUCUAAGUGGCUGUGCAGCUUGUUGAUCAAGCUUUCUGCAUUAGGUCGUCUUGUAAAGUGUGAGCUGUGUAACUUUGUACCGCAAUCACAUGAAGGAGAUUGUGACGCUGAUUCGAAUAUACAUGAAUGUGACCUGCGUUCUGAACUAUUGGCAUGUGAUAUGUCUAAUAUUGAGAUAUUAGUAACAGAUGGCAGCAAUGAACUGUUUGAAAUAUUUCGUGAAACAAGUAUAGGGAUCCUAGACUUGAGAACUGCUGAUUGUGUUUCACUUACAUCAGACAUUCUUCCCACACUCAUUAAAUUAGAAAAGCUUUAUUUAUGGGGGACCUUUUUGGGUCGAUGUGAUCUCCAGAUGCCUUCAUCAUUGAACUGUAUCAGUCUUAAGACAGGUGAAUGCUCCUCUAAGUGGCUGUGCAGCUUGUUGAUCAAGCUUUCUGCAUUAGGUCAUCUUGUAAAGUGUGAGUUGUGUGACUUUGUAUUGCAAUCACAUGAAGAAGAUUGCGACGCUGAUUUGAAUAUACAUGAAUGUGACCUGCGUUCUGAACUAUUGGCAUGUGAUAUGUCUAAUAUUAAGAUAUUAGUAAAAAAUGGCAGCAAUGAACUGUUUGAAAUAUUUCGUGACACAAGUAUAGGGAUACUAGACUUGAGAACUGCUGAUUGUGUUUCACUAACAUCAGACAUUCUUCCCACACUCAUUAAAUUAGAGAAGCUUUAUUUAUGGGGGAACUUUAUGGGUCGAUGUGAUCUCCAGAUGCCUUCAUCAUUGAACUGUAUCAGUCUUCAGACAGGCGAAUGCACAUCUGAGUGGCUGUGCAGCUUGUUGAUCAAGCUUUGUGCAUUAGAUCAUCAUAUAGAGUGUGAGCUGUGGAACUUUGUACUGCAAUCACAUGAAGGAGAUUGCGACGCUGAUCUGAAUAUUCAUGAAUGUGACCUGCGUUCUGAACUAUUGGCGUGUGAUAUGUCUAAUAUUGAGAUAUUAGUGAAAAAUGGCAGCAAUGAACUGUUUGAAAUAUUUCGUGACACAAGUAUAGGGAUACUAGACUUGAGAACUGCUGAUUGUGUUUCACUUACAUCAGACAUUCUUCCCACACUCAUUAAAUUAGAAAAGCUUUAUUUAUGGGGGACUUUUAUGGGUCGAUGUGAUCUCCAGAUGCCUUCAUUAUUGAAACGUAUCAGUCUUCGGACAGGCGAAUGCACAUCUGAGUGGUUGUGCAGCUUGUUGAUCAAGCUUUCUGCAUUAGGUCAUCUUGUAAAGUGUGAGCUGUGGAACUUUGUACUGCAAUCACAUGAAGAAGAUUGCGGCGCCAAUUCAAAUAUAAAUGUAUCUGACCUGCGAUCUAAACUAUUGGCGUGUGAUAUGUCUAAUAUUGCGAUAUUAGUAAAAAAUGGGAGCAAGGAACUGUUUGAAAUAUUCCGUGACACAAGUAUAAGAUUUCUGGACCUAAGAACGGCUGCGUCUGUAUCACUUACAUCUGCUAUUAGGCACUCGUUUUUUUAUUUUGUCUGUGUAUGUAAGAAAAAAGAAUAACAAGCAAAAUAUCUUAAAACCCGCUAUAUCCCUUCAUUUCCUUACAUUGAUCCCAACAGAUCUUAUACACAUGCUCCUUGAAAAUAAAUAAGAAAUUAAACUGUUUCAAACAGCAUAUGCACCUACAAUGUUAAAACACGUCACCGGUGUUCCAUCUGGCUAUAAUUGCAUUCGAGUCAUUACUGAUCAGAUGUGCUGCACCGGCGGCGUAUAUUCUGAAAUUAUGAUAUUUGAAUAUACUAGUUGCGGCCAAACUGUGCAGUUCUUUUACAUAGAUGCAUACUUAUUUUUUCCAAAACACAGGUAAAUAAAAAUCAUUCAAUAAUUGUAUUGUUUUAAAAUGUAAAUAUAAUUCGUUCAUACUUUUGCACUUGAAAUAUAGUACCCUCCCAGUUUACAUAUGUAUUCAAUUUUAUGUUCAAUAUAAACUCAUUCAACAUUUAAACGUUUCUGUACAGUAAAAAAAUGCAUUGUUUCCUACGUUGUCGUCUCGUUUUUGCACACAUACUAGUAAUGUUGUUAUUAACAGUUUUGCGCAAAAUAUUAUUUACAUUACUGUAUUUUAUGUAUAUGUUUUUCAUGACACAUUGUAUCGAUCUAUAUUCAAAUGUGUCAGUUUUCCUUCACAAGGAUCGGGCACAAGGAUUAAUUCAUGCAAUAAAUUGGAAUCGUACAUUUCACUUUAUCAAUAACAAGCAUUGUAUGUAAUGAAUAUUAUCUGAAACUAAAAUUUAUUACAAAACUCUAUAGCUAUGAUGUUCUUAUGUUGUUGUUUUUUAAGCAUAAAUGCCGAAAGGAUGCAUCGAGUGACAUAUAAUUCAAUGACUGUAAAUUCAAGUUAAUUGAAUUGUAUAUACGGGUGCAUUUUGCUUUAUUUAUUUUAAAAUUUGUUUUGGUACUUGUGCACAUUAAUUGUGGCAAUGAGAACAUGUUUGUUGUCAUUUAUUAACAUUAAUAUCAUUGUAGGCGGGAUGGCAGUAAACAAACAUGAAAAUAUCCAAAAACAUUUUCGGUGAAAUAUAGUAGGCAUAUCAAAAUAUGUUCCUGCUGAAAAAAAUGUUUAUUUUUGAAUCAAUAUUGUAACAUUAUUUAAGUUGCACAUGUGUCAUUGAAGAUUAAGCCAUUUUCGGUGCGGUUAAAUUAUUGAUCAACAAAUCGCUAUUAUCUUUAAACAUAAUUGCAAUAAAUGUAUAUUCUGAAAAAUAUAUAUCGUAGUUCUCAUAAGGUUAUUAAAUACAUGUAGUCAAAUGCAUUGAACAGCUUAAGAAAUCGUUUUCGGAUAGCUAGUAAAAUGCUAUGCAUAUUCGGUGUAUGUAUUCUUUUUUUUAAAUUUUGUUAUUUAUUGUUGUAGUGAAUAGAUGUUAUCAAUGUAUUUCAUAGAGAUUUAUUAAUAAUUGUAGAAACAAAAAUGAGCUCGUUUUGCUUAUUUAGUAAUAGCAACAUGAAAUGCAUUUCUAAAUAACACUUUUCAAAUAAGCAUAUGUGUACAUGCAAUUGUUUAUUGACGCUAUGCAAUUGUAUGAUAUUUGAUACUCAGACACUGUGUAUGUGUUGUAAAAGCUUCAGUCCCUAUAGAUUACCUCACAUUACAAAGUAAAGUAAAAUAGCACAUACUGUUAAAAGGUUCCGAACAGCGAGAUUUGCAAAUACUAUGUCUUUAGACACUUAACGGCGUUUCAACAUUUUUAGUUAAUAAAUGAUAGUUGUAGAUCAUAGUUUGUUUUGUCUUAAUACGUGUUAUCAAAUCACUCGUGCUUUACUCCCGCGAUAUAACCACUACGCCGUAGGUUAUUUUACAACAAAUAAUGACAAACAAAUAACGUUUCAUAUUUUUCGCGGCUUUAUACUAACUAUUUAUCCUAAUAAUGUAUCUUAAAUUGAGCGUAAUUCAUACAUUCUCAGCUUAGCUUAUUACCGUCAGCUAAGUAAACCCAUGUUCACUAAUUAAUAGAGUCUUCUUAAUAAACUGUUACAUGUUCUUUUUUAUAUUUUAAGUGAUCAGUGGAUGAUUUGAUCUAUGAUUGGUAAUACAUACUACAAACUUACAUAAGUUAAGUUUUUAGUAUAUAUAUUUAUAGAAGUGGACCAUGAUAACAUCACGUCACGUUUUUGUAUAUGUGUGUUCAUAUUUUUGAUUAUCCCCACGUUUUCGGAGAAAAAGUGGGGAUACUGUAUUGAUGUGCGUCUUUCAGUCCGUCCGUCCGUCCUAGCCACGUGAUCCUCCUACACUAUAAGCACUAGAACCUUGAAACUUACAAACAUGGUAGCUAUGAGCAAAUGGGCGACGGUGACAGUGACGGGAUUUUGAUCUGACCCCUGGGUCAAAAGUUAUGGGGGUUGGGGCGGGGCCGGGUCAGAGAUUUUCACUCAUUUUUUAUGUUAUUUUACAUAAACUUCUUCAUUUCUGCACCGAUUUACUUCAAAUUGAUACUGAGCCUCUCUUAUGACACUAAGGUCAAUCUCAACUAUGCAUGGCCCCAAUACCAACCCUGGGGCGCCCCGGCCACAUAGGCCACGCCCACCCAAAAUUGCCUUUUAGUAUAAUUUCUUCAUUUCUACACCGAUUCUCUUCAAAUUGAUACUGAACAUCUCUUAUGACAAUACGGUCAAUCUCAGCUAUGCAUGGCCCCAUUACCAACCCUAGGGCAUCCCUCCCACAUAGGCCACGCCCACUUAAAAAUGGCCUUUUACUAUAAUUUCUUCAUUUCUACACCGAUUCACUUCAAAUUCAUACUGAACCUCUCUUAUGACAAUACGGUCAAUCUCAGCUAUGCAUAGCCCCAUUACCAACCCUGAGGCGCCCCGCCCACAUAGGCCACGCCCACCCAAUAUUGCCUUUUACUAUAAUUUCUUCAUUUCUACACUGAUUCACAUCAAAUUGAUACUGAACCUCUUUUAUGACAAUACGGUCAAUCUCAACUAUGCAUGGCGCCAUUAUCAACCCUAGGGCGCCCCGCCCACUUAGGCCACGCCCACCCAAAAUUGUCUUUUACUAUAAGUUCUUCAUUUCUACACCGAUUUACUUCAAAUUGAUACUGAACCUCUCUUAUGACAAUACAGUCAAUCUCAACUAUGUAAGACCCCAUUACCAACCCAGGGGCGCCCCGCAAAUAAUAGGCCACACCCACCCAAAAUUGCCUUUUACUAUAAUUUCUUCAUUUCUACACCGAUUCACUUCUUAUUGAUACUGAACUUCUCUUAUGACAAUACGGUAAAUCUCAACUAUGUAUGGCCCCAUUACCAACCCUGGGGCGUCCCGCACAUUAUAGGCCACACCCACAUAGGCCACGCCCACCCAAAAUUGCCCUUUACUAUAAUUUCUUCAUUUCUACACCGAUUCACUUCAAAUUGAUACUGAAUCAUUCUUAUAACAAUACAGUUUAUCUCAUCUAUGCAUGGCCCAAUUACCAACCCUGCAGCAUCCCCGCCCACAUAGGCCACGCCCACCCCAAAUUGCCUUUUACUAUAAUAUCUUCAUUUCUACACCGAUUCACUUCAAAUUGAUACUGAACCUCUUUUAUGACAAUACAGUCAAUCUCAACUAUGCAUGGCGCCAUUACCAACCCUGGGGCGCCCCGCCCAAAUAGGCCACGCCCACCCAAAAUUGUCUUUUACCAUAACUUCUUCAUUUCUACACCGAUUUACUUCAAAUUGAUACUGAACCUCUCUUAUGACAAUAUAGUUAAUCUCAACUAUGCAUGGCCCCAUUACCAACCCUGGGGCGCCCCGCCCACAUAGGCCACGCCCACCCAAAAUUGCCUUUUACUAUAUUUCUUCAUUUCUACACUGAUUCACUUCAAAUUGAAACUGAACCUCUUUUAUGACAAUACGGUCAAUCUCAACUAUGCGUGGCGCCAUGACCAACCCUGGGGCGCCCCACCAACAUAGGCCACGCCCACCCAAAAUUGCCUUUAACUAUAAGUUCUUCAUUUCUACACCGAUUUACUUCAAAUUGAUACUGAACAUCUGUUAUGACAAUACAAUCAAUCUCAACUAUGUAAGGCCCCAUUACCAACCCUGGGGCGCCCCGCCAAUAAUAGGCCAAACCCACCCAAAAUUGCCUUUUACUAUAAUUUCUUCAUUUCUACACCGAUUCACUUCGAAAUGAUACUGAACUUCUCUUAUGACAAUACGGUCAAUCUCAACUAUGUAUGGCCCCAUUUCCAACCCUGGGGCGCCCCGCCCAUAAUAGGCCACACCCACAUAGGCCACGCCCAUCCAAAAUUGCCUUUUACUAUAAUUUCUUCAUCUCUACACCGAUUCACUUCAAAUUGAUACUGAACCUUUCUUAUAACAAUACGGUCAAUCUCAGCUAUGCAUGGCCCCAUAACCAACCCUGGAGCACCCCGUCCACAUAGGCCACGCCCAUCCGAAAUCGCCUUUUACUAUAAUAUCUUCAUUUCUACACCGAUUCACUUCAAAUUGAUACUGAACCUCUUAUAUGACAAUACAGUCAAUCUCAACUAUGCAUGGCGCCAUUACCAACCCUGGGGCGCCCCGCCCACAUAGGCCAUGCCCACCCAAAAUUGCCUUUUACUAUAAUUUCUUCAUUUCUACACUGAUUUACUACAAAUUGAUACUGAACCUCUCUAAUGACAAUACACUUAAUCUCAACUAUGCUUGGCCCCAUUACCAACCCUAGGGCGCCCGCCCACAUAGGCCACGCCCACCCAAAAUUGCCUUUUACUAUAAUUUCUUCAUUUCUACACCGAUUCACUUCACAUUGAUACUGAACAUCUUUAAUGACAAUACGGUCAAUCUCAACUAUGCAUGGCGCCAUUACCAACCCUGGGACGCCCCGCCCACAUAGGCCACGCCCACCCAAAAUUGCCUUUAACUAUAAGUUCUUCAUUUCUACCAUUUUUACACCGAUUUACUCGAACAUCUGUUAUGACAAUACAGUUAAUCUCAACUAUGUAAGGCCCCAUUACCAACCCUGGGGCGCCCCGCCAAUAAUAGGCCACACCCACCCAAAAUUGCCUUUAACUAUAAUUUCUUCAUUUCUACACCGAUUCACUUCUAAUUGAUACUGAACUUCUCUUAUGACAAUACGGUCAAUAUCAACUAUGUAUGGCCCCAUUUCCAACCCUGGGGCACCCCGCGCAUAAUAGGCCAAACCCACAUAGACCACGCCCACCCAAAAUUGCCUUUUACUAUAAUUUCUUCAUUUCUACACCGAUUCACUUCAAAUUGAUACUGAACCUCUCUUAUAACAAUACAGUUAAUCUCAUCUAUGCAUGGUCCCAUUACCAACCCUGGGAAACCCCGCCCACAUAGGCCACGACCACCCAAAAUUGCCUCUUACUAUAAUAUCUUCAUUUCUACACCGAUUCACUUCAAAUUGAUACUGAACCUCUCUAAUGACAAUACACUUAAUCUCAACUAUGCUUGGCCCCAUUACCAACCCUAGGGCGCCCGCCCACAUAGGCCACGCCCACCCAAAAUUGCCUUUUACUAUAAUUUCUUCAUUUCUACACCGAUUCACUUCACAUUGAUACUGAACAUCUUUUAUGACAAUACGGUCAAUCUCAACUAUGCAUGGCGCCAUUACCAACCCUGGGACGCCCCGCCCACAUAGGCCACGCCCACCCAAAAUUGCCUUUAACUAUAAGUUCUUCAUUUCUACCAUUUCUACACCGAUUUACUCGAACAUCUGUUAUGACAAUACAGUUAAUCUCAACUAUGUAAGGCCCCAUUACCAACCCUGGGGCGCCCCGCCAAUAAUAGGCCACACCCACCCAAAAUUGCCUUUAACUAUAAUUUCUUCAUUUCUACACCGAUUCACUUCUAAUUGAUACUGAACUUCUCUUAUGACAAUACGGUCAAUAUCAACUAUGUAUGGUCCCAUUUCCAACCCUGGGGCACCCCGCGCAUAAUAGGCCAAACCCACAUAGACCACGCCCACCCAAAAUUGCCUUUUACUAUAAUUUCUUCAUUUCUACACCGAUUCACUUCAAAUUGAUACUGAACCUCUCUUAUAACAAUACAGUUAAUCUCAUCUAUGCAUGGUCCCAUUACCAACCCUGGGAAACCCCGCCCACAUAGGCCACGCCCACCCAAAAUGGCCUCUUACUAUAAUAUCUUCAUUUCUACACCGAUUCACUUCAAAUUGAUACUGAACCUAUUUAUGACAAUACAUUCAAUCUCAACUAUGCAUGGCGCCAUUACCAACUCUGGGGCGCCCCGCCCACAUAGGCCACGCCCACCCAAAAUUGCCUUUUACUAUAAUUUCUUCAUUUCUACACCGAUUUACUUCAAAUUGAUUCUGAACAUCUCUUAUGACAAUAAGGUCAAUCUCAACUAUUAAUGGCCCCUUUACCAACCCUUGGGCGCCCCGUCCAUAAUAGGCCACACCCACCCAAAAUUGUCCUUUACUAUAAUUUCUUCAUUUCUACACCGAUUUACUUCAAAUUGAUACUGAACAUCUGUUAUGACAAUACAAUCAAUCUCAACUAUGUAAGGCCCCAUUACCAACCCUGGGGCGCCCCGCCAAUAAUAGGCCAAACCCACCCAAAAUUGCCCUUUACUAUAAUUUCUUCAUUUCUACACCGAUUCACUUCGAAAUGAUACUGAACUUCUCUUAUGACAAUACGGUCAAUCUCAACUAUGUAUGGCCCCAUUUCCAACCCUGGGGCGCCCCGCCCAUAAUAGGCCACACCCACAUAGGCCACGCCCAUCCAAAAUUGCCUUUUACUAUAAUUUCUUCAUCUCUACACCGAUUCACUUCAAAUUGAUACUGAACCUUUCUUAUAACAAUACGGUCAAUCUCAGCUAUGCAUGGCCCCAUAACCAACCCUGGAGCACCCCGUCCACAUAGGCCACGCCCAUCCGAAAUCGCCUUUUACUAUAAUAUCUUCAUUUCUACACCGAUUCACUUCAAAUUGAUACUGAACCUCUUUUAUGACAAUACAGUCAAUCUCAACUAUGCAUGGCGCCAUUACCAACCCUGGGGCGCCCCGCCCACAUAGGCCAUGCCCACCCAAAAUUGCCUUUUACUAUAAUUUCUUCAUUUCUACACUGAUUUACUACAAAUUGAUACUGAACCUCUCUAAUGACAAUACACUUAAUCUCAACUAUGCUUGGCCCCAUUACCAACCCUAGGGCGCCCGCCCACAUAGGCCACGCCCACCCAAAAUUGCCUUUUACUAUAAUUUCUUCAUUUCUACACCGAUUCACUUCACAUUGAUACUGAACAUCUUUAAUGACAAUACGGUCAAUCUCAACUAUGCAUGGCGCCAUUACCAACCCUGGGACGCCCCGCCCACAUAGGCCACGCCCACCCAAAAUUGCCUUUAACUAUAAGUUCUUCAUUUCUACCAUUUCUACACCGAUUUACUCGAACAUCUGUUAUGACAAUACAGUUAAUCUCAACUAUGUAAGGCCCCAUUACCAACCCUGGGGCGCCCCGCCAAUAAUAGGCCACACCCACCCAAAAUUGCCUUUAACUAUAAUUUCUUCAUUUCUACACCGAUUCACUUCUAAUUGAUACUGAACUUCUCUUAUGACAAUACGGUCAAUAUCAACUAUGUAUGGCCCCAUUUCCAACCCUGGGGCACCCCGCCCAUAAUAGGCCAAACCCACAUAGACCACGCCCACCCAAAAUUGCCUUUUACUAUAAUUUCUUCAUUUCUACACCGAUUCACUUCAAAUUGAUACUGAACCUCUCUUAUAACAAUACAGUUAAUCUCAUCUAUGCAUGGUCCCAUUACCAACCCUGGGAAACCCCGCCCACAUAGGCCACGCCCACCCAAAAUUGCCUCUUACUAUAAUAUCUUCAUUUCUACACCGAUUCACUUCAAAUUGAUACUGAACCUCUCUAAUGACAAUACACUUAAUCUCAACUAUGCUUGGCCCCAUUACCAACCCUAGGGCGCCCGCCAACAUAGGCCACGCCCACCCAAAAUUGCCUUUUACUAUAAUUUCUUCAUUUCUACACCGAUUCACUUCACAUUGAUACUGAACAUCUUUUAUGACAAUACGGUCAAUCUCAACUAUGCAUGGCGCCAUUACCAACCCUGGGACGCCCCGCCCACAUAGGCCACGCCCACCCAAAAUUGCCUUUAACUAUAAGUUCUUCAUUUCUACCAUUUCUACACCGAUUUACUCGAACAUCUGUUAUGACAAUACAGUUAAUCUCAACUAUGUAAGGCCCCAUUACCAACCCUGGGGCGCCCCGCCAAUAAUAGGCCACACCCACACAAAAUUGCCUUUAACUAUAAUUUCUUCAUUUCUACACCGAUUCACUUCUAAUUGAUACUGAACUUCUCUUAUGACAAUACGGUCAAUAUCAACUAUGUAUGGCCCCAUUUCCAACCCUGGGGCACCCCGCGCAUAAUAGGCCAAACCCACAUAGACCACGCCCACCCAAAAUUGCCUUUUACUAUAAUUUCUUCAUUUCUACACCGAUUCACUUCAAAUUGAUACUGAACCUCUCUUAUAACAAUACAGUUAAUCUCAUCUAUGCAUGGUCCCAUUACCAACCCUGGGAAACCCCGCCCACAUAGGCCACGCCCACCCAAAAUUGCCUCUUACUAUAAUAUCUUCAUUUCUACACCGAUUCACUUCAAAUUGAUACUGAACCUAUUUAUGACAAUACAUUCAAUCUCAACUAUGCAUGGCGCCAUUACCAACUCUGGGGCGCCCCGCCCACAUAGGCCACGCCCACCCAAAAUUGCCUUUUACUAUAAUUUCUUCAUUUCUACACCGAUUUACUUCAAAUUGAUUCUGAACAUCUCUUAUGACAAUAAGGUCAAUCUCAACUAUUAAUGGCCCCUUUACCAACCCUGGGGCGCCCCGUCCAUAAUAGGCCACACCCACCCAAAAUUGUCCUUUACUAUAAUUUCUUUAUUUCUUCACCGAUUCACUUUUAUUUGAUACUGAACUUCUCUUAUGACAAUACGGUCAAUCUCAACUAUGCAUGGACCCAUUACCAACCAUGGGGCGCCCCUGGGUCAAACAUGCGGCGUGGGGAUACGCGUCGGCCUCUGCCGCGCCAUUUCUAGUUUAUAAUGUUGUGAUGUUUACUAUGUUUGUCCUAGAAAUUAAUCAGACCUUAACUGAUUUAUCAUUUGUUUUGCCGCGAAAAACUUUUCACGACUUUUUAUAUUACUGUUUUCGAACAGUUUAUUUUAAUCUACCAUAAUAAAACUACCAAAAGAUAGUGCUACUCAAAACGAUAGUGCUACUCAAAAAGAUAGUGCUACUCAAAAAGAUAGUGCUACUCAAAAAGAUAGUACUACUCAAAAAGAUAGUGCUACUCAAAAAGAUAGUGCUACUCAAAAAGAUAGUGCUACUCAAAAAGAUAGUGCUACUAAAAAGAUACUUAUUUUGUGCGUGGAGUGAUUGUAACAUGAUUUGGUGAAUCAUAGUGUUGUUAUUUUAAACAUAUUACUAUUUUCGACAAGUGAACUUUUUGUCUUAAUAAUUUGACAAGUACAAUCUUACCGUCGGUAAAUGAAUACGGAAUUUACGAAAUGUUUUGUUAGUAUUGGUAAACAUUUAGUUAACCUUGCUCGUGAACUAAAUGAAUAGCAUUUGUAUAACUAUGUAUACUGUAAUGCGACCGAUAUGUGUGAUUCUAUAAUUUAAGUUAUUGUUUAAUGUGUCUACUGUUGGUACUUAUUUUAUCGUCAUGUGCCUCCGUAACAUUCUUCCAUGUGCCUGUCUAUAAUAUAUAUUUUCGUAAACUCUGCCCCCAUUACUCAAAAUGCAUAAAUGAUAUUUUGAUUCAAACUCAUGGCUUAGGAGAAGAGACACUAUAUAGAAUUGGAACUUUGUUAUAUUUUUAUAAUAAUGGGUUAUAAAACUAGACAUUAUUUUCCAAAGAUUUAAUAAUAUAUGUGUCACAAAUAAGUGCCAUAAUCAUGUUACAGUGUAUAUUUGAAAUAAUCUAUUUCAAAAGACAAUUGUUACGUAUAUUUGUUUGUAAUUUUGUGUGUAAAGAAUGAGAUCAUAUGCAAACAAAUGAACGGAAAAAUGAGUGCCAUUGAACUUAAAGAGAACGUUGGUGCAAUUUACAUGCGAUCUAAACUAUUUGCAUGUGACUUGUCUUAUAUCAAUAUAUUUGUUAUGAAUGGGAGCAAGGAACUUUUUGAAAUAUUUCGUUUCACAAGUAUAGGAAUCUUGGACCUCAUAACGUCUGAUUGUGUUUCACUAACAUCAAGACAUUCUGACCACACUCAGUAAAUUAGACAAGAUCCUUUUAAUUUUUUUUUCUAAAUUAAAACAAACAUAUUGUAAAUGUGCAUGCAUUUUUGUUAACCCCAUAUAUUUUUUUCUAUUAUAAUAGAAAAUCUUGCUUUAACACUAUGUAUUUCGCGCACUCUUGAUUUAAACUCUACGCAUUUCAACCUCUGGUCGUAGAAAUUAACAAGGUCUGGGAAGACUCUACUUAUGUUUACAUGUAUACCGUCGCGAAAAACGUAUCAUGUUUUUGUAUUACGGUUUCCAAACAUUUCAUUUGCAAUUGAUCAUAAUUAAACUAAAACACGCCUUGGCAAUUCAAAACGGCAUUUCUUUUUUGCGUGAUAUAAUUUAGUGCGAUUUGAUGAAUCGUUGUUUUGUUAAACAUGUGAUUUUUUAAGGCAAUCGAACUUUUUUCUUACAAACUUGACAAGUUUAAACAUUUAAUUUGGUUUAUGAAUAAUACAUUGUACGAACUAUUUUCAUGUAACUUUUAAAAGCAGUAAGUUUAAUGGUACAGUUGUAAUGAACUAAAUGUAUAGUAUAGGUUUAUAACAACGUAAUGUAUACUAUUAAGCGAUCUGUGUUUGUUUUCCCAUACAUAGUUAAUUUUAGUCUUUGUUUAACGUCUAUUUUUUAUUAAGUACGUGUUAUUUUUAUAUCGUCCUGUAUGUCCAUUAUAUAACUUCAUGAGUUCGUCUAUUAAGAAGCAUGUUCGUUAACUCUGUCAGCCAUGGCACUAAAUGCUUACAUGCAAUAAAAAUGAAAACUAGUGGCGUAAAAGAACAAACAUCGUUAAGUAUUGAGUUUUCUUUAUGUGUUUGAACUUCAUAGCAUUAAACAAAUAUGACAUGUAUAUUUCAAAGUAUUAAUAACAUAUGCGUUAGAAUUAACAUUUUUAAAUGUGUAUUCACUUUUGUUUGUUCGAAAUUGUAUUGAAUUUCGAUAGAGUUAAAAUAUGUUUUCUUGAGAAUACAUGUACAUGUAUAUAAUAAUUGUUGCUGUUUUAUUGAUGUUAAUAACAUAUAUCAUUUGUUUCUAUAAUGUUUAGAGUGGACGGUAUGUUUUACUCCUCUAAAUAUAGAAAAUAACAUUUCGAAAUAAUUCUGUAACUUGAUCAUGGCGAAUUUAUGUAUUGAUUAGUUUUUGAUAACCACAGUGUUUUUGUUUUAAAAUGCUGUUAUUAUUGAAUGCAAGUAUGCAGCGUGAAAAUAAUACACGUCAUGGUUAUAAUUCGUGUAAUAUUGACGGACUGUUUUCUCAUAAAAUUCACAAAUUUCAAUUUGGCUAGCGUAAAAAAUGCCUUGCACCUGCAUUUUUAAGUUAUGAUGUACGGGAUGAAUAUUUCAAUUCCAUGCAAUAAUACAGCAUCAUAGAAACCUUAGACGAAAUGCCCACCUAGUUUGUAAUAUACUAGUACGUAUUAUUUUUUUCUAUAAUUAUAUAAUGAUGUAUUUGUUCUAUACGUGGAAUAAAUACGUUUAUGUUUAAA
Molecule: messenger RNA, 18000 nt
Organism: Dreissena polymorpha
Lineage: Eukaryota; Metazoa; Mollusca; Bivalvia; Myida; Dreissenidae
Exons: 6
Coding region: 543-6326 (1927 amino acids)
Source: RefSeq, a predicted model, not a curated record